This is a messenger RNA of Neocloeon triangulifer, 3105 nucleotides long. RefSeq names its product scavenger receptor class B member 1 (gene emp). Gene Ontology annotation, cellular component: membrane; cytoplasm. NCBI's taxonomy places the organism in Eukaryota, Metazoa, Arthropoda, Insecta, Ephemeroptera, Baetidae. Gene Ontology annotation, molecular function: scavenger receptor activity. The record is from RefSeq and is a predicted model, not a curated record. The transcript is spliced from 9 exons. The coding region runs from base 232 to 1851 and encodes 539 amino acids.
GCGAGAGAGUGAGAAAGUUGAACGCUGAGUCUCUCAGGCAGUGUCUCAGUCAGUGUUGCCUGAGACGCGAAGGUACCAGGUUGUUGUUCGAUCGUUGGUGCGCCGCCGCCACUCUGCUUUGGAUAUGCGCCGCUGAAAGUGAAAUUAUAUUUAUUUACACUCGACAUACAGAAAGACUCUUUCCAAUUUACUUGGAUCAUCUGAAACGCAAAUCAACACACAAAAAUUAUAAUGCAGCGCGCAAAGUUUUUGGACAAACUUAAGAGUGGAUACCUGAGGAAGUGGUGGUUGGUGAUUUUAGUAUCGUUGGUGCUGCUGUCAUUCGGUGCCUUGGUCGCCGUUUUCUUCUCCCAAUGGGUGCAGUUUUUCAUUGGACAUGAAAUCACGUUGCGUCAGGGCUCGCAAACAUUCAAAUGGUGGAGACAACCGCCCAUCGAGCCACUCAUGAAGAUCUACAUUUACAACGUGACUAAUGCCGACGAGUUCCUCAUUGACGGAGCAAAACCUAUCGUCCAAGAACUUGGACCUUAUGUUUACAGACAAGAAUGGGAAAGGGUGAACGUCGAGUUCCACGACAACGCCACCGUAACCUUCCAGCAGCGCAAGGUGUUCUACUUUGACGCCGAAGCAUCCGCUGGAGAUGAGGAGGACAUGGUCGUUGUCCCCAACAUUCCCAUGCUGAGCGCCACCUCGCAAAGCAAGCACGCAGCUCGCUUCCUGCGACUCGCGAUGGCCUCAAUCAUGGACAUCCUCAAAAUCAAACCCUUCGUCGAAGUCAGCGUGUCUCAAUUGCUGUGGGGCUACGAAGACCCUCUUCUGAAACUGGCCAAGGACGUCGUCUCCAAGGACCAGAAACUGCCUUACGAGGAGUUUGGUCUAUUCUAUGGCAAAAACGGCACCUCAAAUGACAUCUUGACCGUCUUCACUGGCAAGGGCGACAUCACCAGGUACGGUCUGAUUGACCGCUUCAACGGCAAGACCCACCUUCCCCACUACAAGACGGAGAGCUGCAACCGGCUGAACGGCAGCGACGGCUCCCUCUUCCCGCCCAACAUCACCCCGAACACGACCCUGUACGUCUGGGACAAGGACAUGUGCCGUCUGCUGCCCCUGCACUUCCAAAAGGAGGUGGUCACCAACGGCGACGUCCUCGGCUACAGAUUCUCCCCGCCCGAAAACGUUUUCUACGACCCUGAACACAACCCCGAAAAUGAUUGCUUCUGCCCUCAGGGACCACCCUGCGCACCCAACGGCCUCUUCAACGUCAGCGCCUGCCAAUACGAUUCUCCCAUCAUGCUGUCCUUCCCUCACUUCUACCAAGCCGACCCUGAGCUGCUCAAGAUGGUCGAUGGUAUCAGCCCCCCUGAAAAGGAAAAGCAUCAACUUUUCAUCGACGUUCAACCUCAAAUGGGCACUACCCUGAGAGCAACCGCCCGUGUCCAGAUCAACCUUGCCGUGAGCCAGGUUGUGGACAUCAAGCAAGUUGCCACUUUCCCUGACAUCAUCUUCCCUAUCUUGUGGUUUGAAGAUGUGAUCUCUGGUCUGCCUGGCGAGGUGACGGACCUUCUGCACCUGGCGACAAACGCGCCGGCCGUGGCCAAGUCAGCGUUGUCGUUUGGUCUGUUCGUGAUCGGCGGCGUCCUUCUGGUGAUCUCUGUGUUCUGCCUCAUCCGCAACAGCAACCGGCAGGAGACGCUGACCCUCGAGUCGAGCACCCACUACGUCAACAAGCCGCCCAACCCCCGACCACCCCGCAACCUGAUCCCGCCCUUCCCCAACGGCACCCCCAAGAAGGAGCCCGUCGACGUCCUUAACCCCGGUUUUGUCGCCGACAGCAACGAAAUGUCGUAAAAAGACUUUGAAAAAGAUAUUGGAUCAUAUUGGACCAUUUUCCGCAAGAGUGUUGUGUAAUUUUUUUUUAUUGAAUACCAAGAAGUGCCACGAAAGAAGUUAAGGACCUUAAUAUUUUAUUUUUCGUCUCCGCUGUACCCCCGUUUAACCCUCCGUAAUUAAAGGGUUUGGAAACUUUCAAUAAUUUUAUUUAUAAUAAAGAUUCUGAAAGAACUUUGCAAAGUGAUCUGAAUUUUUUUAUAAAAUAUUUUUGAAGAAAAAUUGAAAAAGUUAAAAGUUCAUUGUUUGGACACCAUUUUGCAUUAAUUUUGGGAUUUUUUAAUUUAACAAAUAGGCAAUUUUGUGCGAAACUUUUGAAUAUUUGCGGAAAUAAUGAUCUAAGAGUAUUUUAAAAAAAAAUUUAACUUGCUCUGAAAGUUUCCAUAACCUUUAAGAUCAAUGAAAAUUGUUGAGUGACAAGACGGGCCAUUUCUCUCAGCUUGUUCUAGCUGGUGAUAUUAUAUUUGACAGGGAGCACAAGUGCUGAUUGGGAAACGAGUGCUUUUGCAAUUUUAUGAAAUUUAUUUUUGACAUUAAAUUUUAUAUUUGAAAAUUUUGACAAAAUUGUGAUAUAAAUCUAUUCCACUUUUAGGCGCGGAGUGCAAUUGUUGCAAAAAAUUCAUACAAAAUGUAAAUUGAACCAACUGGAAUUGGUAAAAAAAAAUGUGUGACACUAAAUUGCUUGGAAUAAUUUUGUAUAACUUGCAGUUAACGUGUAUUUAAUUAGGGACAGGAAGGACUAACUUUAUAAACAAAGUUUUAUAUAAAUAUUUAUAAUGCAAAAAACUUAUAUCUCUACGACCACCUGAAAAAGAUUUGACUCCUUUUAGUUAAGAUAAUUAAUACGUCGUGAAAGUGCCUUAUUAUUUAAAUAAUGAUUUUUUUUCCUUUUUAAAUAAUAGUUUUUAGAAUUUUCUAUGCUGCUACGAAAAGCUCAAAUAAAUGUUAAGAGUGCACGACCUAUUGUAAAAUUCCGUCAAUACGCACUUAAAACAAGAACAGGCCUAUAAUUAUUUUGUAAAAUAUUUUAGUUUGACGAAAAUUAAAAAAGAAAGUUGCAGAAACGUUCAAAAAUGUAUCAUACAAAAUAUAUGAAAAAAGUUAUAUUUUUAAACUACAGAGUGGAAGUGAAAGACAAAAUAAGUGAACUGUGCUGAUUUUUUUCCCAAUAAACUUAAAAAACUGUACAGAAUUUGCCAAUAAAAACCUCUUUCA